This is a messenger RNA of Schistosoma guineensis, 5392 nucleotides long. The record is from the annotation of a GenBank genome assembly. NCBI's taxonomy places the organism in Eukaryota, Metazoa, Platyhelminthes, Trematoda, Strigeidida, Schistosomatidae.
CUAUAUGAAUCAUUAUAUUUCAAACAUACUGAGUUUAUAUACCAAUCAAACAGACCACAUCGCACCAUAAAAUAGGAAACAACAUUUAUAUAAGAUUUGGCCAAAUGUGGCUGUGAACGUGGGAGGUAGUGAUUAAUAGGCAGGGAAUAAUUCAAGAAUGAAAAAUCGUAUAAUAACAGUUCAUAGGUGUUGGCGGGACAUGGACUAGAUUAAAGCAUGCUCAAUGCAUGAUUGUUUUGGUGCACGCUGAUUGGCUAAUUCUUAUCCAAUCAGCACUUGUCGAUAGUCGGAGAAUAUUCUGGAAUCUUCUUAUGUAAAAACUAUAAAUAUACCGACGUUUUCCCCCAUUGUGCUUCCUACUGGCUUCUGACUUGCUAUUUGGAAUAUAAUCUCUUUCCUGUUCAACCGUGUUCUGAUUUGGGGACUUGUCGAGUGAAUCGGUGUCCGAGAAUACUAAGCAAUAGGAAUAGCUGGGUCAUUAACCGUAAGUAAGAAGCGAGAGUUAUAACAAUAGGUUAAAAUGAAGCUUAUGAUAAGAGGGAGAGAUCAAUAUGAAUAGUUUAGUUAAUUAACAAUUAUACGAUAAAACUAUACGCAUUAUUUAUUUAUUUAUUUGAACACAAAUAAAUAAAUAAUGUGCCUAGAUACGAACUACACAUUCAAGUCUCCGGCUCGCAUUACCGAAUGCGAUUUCAUGAGAUCACAUUACUGGUGGUGGAACUCAUCUUCGGUUUCAUCCGAGCUACAAUCUGUCAGUGUGUAGGCAGAGAUUACGGAAAGACAUUUCAGACUUGACACCAGAGCAAAGACCAAUCAAUUAUUUUAAAAUAAACAGAUGUAACAGAUACAGCAAAACCAACAGUUUUGGAAAUGUGUGGGAAAAGGGGAUUUAUUCGAAAUAUACAUUAUUUAGAUUAAGCUAAGUGUUCUACCUAUGGGUAGAGUAAAAUCAUGCUGUUCAAAGCGGGGAUAAAACGGCAAGAACUGACGGGUUACAUAAGUAUGACAACCAGUUAGAGGGUAAACUUAAUUAAUACAUUGUAGACAUCACGACUAUAACUUCUAUCUUGAGGUGAUGGUCAAGCUCUAUAUCUUAAUGAUCCAACAGAGCUACAUUGGCUGGAACAAUUUUUCCUUUAGUUUCUACUAUGCCAGGUAAAUCAAUUGAAAAACAGUAGGCCUAAAAACAGCAACAUAAGACCCGAGGGCAUGGUCAUACUUCGAAAUGUACAGAGGCGUAACGGCAAUAAGGUUUGGGCAACGAGUAAAUGACAACUACCCUCACUAACAGUACGCGUGACAAUGUACGUUAUGUCAUUUUCAAUAAACCCACAACUCACAGUCAGGAGUGAGAAUAUUCUGCAUUUGCUUUCCUCAUUAGGGACGAGAAAGAUCCGGAAUUUUCAUGUACUUUUGAAGAAUUUUAAGAAAUAUGUUACUAAAGAUAGCUGGUUACUUAAUUUAUGCAAAUUUAUUAUGGAACGUUAUGUUAACAAAACUAACUUGUGGUGUCGAGGUGGUCACUUACCUUUGUAGCUGCAAGAACAAUUGUAGUUAUCUGAGACCUAUCACCCCAUUCUGCAAAAAAUGUGAGCACAAAAGCUUCCACAAAGAUUGGAGUAAAUAUGUUUCUUGUGAUUGUAAGUAAUUUGGAGGGAAAUCCCUGGGGAGAGUCUGGAGUUGAACAACCAGUUUCUAUAUCAUCUGCUCUAGACUGUGUGAGUUGCAUAUGAACUUCAUCGAACUCUUCUUUGGCUGUACUGGAAGACAUAGUAUAUGCUAAGCACUUAUGAAGCUUGUCGAACGUUACCUUCGUAGAGCAUUUUCAGGCCGAAUAUAAAAAAUAAAGCACCGGAUAAAUACAAAGUUACAAAUCGCGGGAUGAUUGUUGUUGCGUAACCAAGUAACGCUGUAAGAAAACAGUUAGGAAUAGAUAUCGCUACCCGACAACAUUGUCAUGGUGAUAAGAGCGAGCAUCGCUCCACAAUAAACUAAAGCUCGUGGAUGUUGCAUAGACAUAAUAGCAGCGAUGAAAAAUGUCUUAUCACCAAUUUCAGAUAUUAUAAUAACGUAUUACCAUUAAUCUAUUUUCAUGAGUUCUAAUCACUAUUUCAAUGUUCUGGAACUUUCCCUUUCUAACUUUAUUUAUUUAUUCGAAUCAAACAUUUUAUGAGCUCAUUAACUCUAUCUGAAUCUUUGCUUGCUACAUCAUCAUACAUAUGUAUUGAUCCUUAAUCACACUCUUAUGUAUAAAUAUGUCAAUAUCUGUAAUAAUGUUGAAUUUUAAAUAUUUUAGGUUGUAAGCAGCUGAUAAGAACCUAACGAAAUAAAAUGAAUUCAUAUUAUUCUGCACCAAUCUUUGUUCUUGCUCUAUUUAAGAUAAUAAAGGGAACUAUGUGUAUGAAAUUUCUCAAAAUGCGUCUCCCUGCACAGUCAUUCAAGUCACUGAAUCGCCUGGUGACAAUACGCUGCAGAAUAUCGAGAGAAAUAACUCGACUAAAGUUUUUUGAUGAAUGUCUUAAGUCAUGCCGUUUCCCACGUCAGUUCCUAAAGUCUUUACGCUCAUUUAAACUUCCGCCUUCUCUUAAAAAUCUUCGACGCAUCACAAAAUCUCACAUUGAAUCAACAAAGUUACUGAUUGAACGUUUGAGGGCAGAAACUAAUGCCUUUGAUGAUUUAAUCAACAAUCUAAGUAUCGUAUGUCGCAUAAAAUUUAUCAACUUUAUACAAGAUCUGCAAAGCAAAAUAUGCAAGAAUUUCCACGUAACUUUGUCAAAGACGCUGUCAAAGGAACAAUUAUGUUUUGGCUUUCCGGAAAACCCCGAAAAGUUUCUCUAUAAUCUAUCAACAAUGAAGUUAAAUCAGAUAGAAACAGAAGCCUUGUCACUUGGAUUUAAAUUUCAUAUCCCCAAAACACAUGCCGACAGAAUCGACACAGAAACUCAAUUUGAGAAUUUAUUUGAUCAAAUUAAAGAGUUGCACCCAGUUAGUGAAGAAAAGAAAGGCUGGUUUAAAUCUAAAUUAGUCGAUAUUGCAAACCAAUAUCUUGUUUCACCCGCACCACAGUCUAAGCUUUUAUCCAAAGACCACCAAACAGCAUUACGAAAUAUUAAACGAAAUGACGAUAUAAUGAUAUUACGGUCAGACAAAGGCUCAAGUGUUGUUCUAAUGAACAAAACAGAUUAUGUUUUUAAGAUGAAGUCCAUCUUGAAUGACCAUAUGAGAUUCAAGUUAGAGAAAAGUAACAAAGACUUAACUGAUUCCAUUGAGAAAAGAAUCACCAAAGUACUCAGAGAUCUUCUGAAAAAGAAGAUGAUCGAUAACUCUACUUACAAUAAUCUACGACCUCGUGGGUCUCGUUUGCCCCACAUGUAUGGAUUACCAAAAAUACAUAAACAAGGUUAUCCUCUUAGACCUAUCUUGUCAAUGAUCGAUUCACCAUACCACAAAGUUGCACGAUGGUUAGCAGAUAAGUUAGAACCAGUGCGUCAACGAUUAGCCACCUAUACGCUAAAGGAUUCAUUUGUAUUUGCUGACAGCAUGAAUCACAUAAAUAUUGCUGAUAAGUUUAUGGUUUCUUUUGAUGUAACAUCUUUGUUUACAAAAAUACCACUUCUUGAGACCAUAGACAUAAUUUGUCAACAUUCUGACAUCCUACCUCUACCAGUACCAGAAUUCAAACGACUAUUACUCAUUUGUACAAAAGAUGUUCAAUUCCAGUUCAACGAUAUCAUAUACAAACAAACCGAUGGUGUAGCGAUGGGAAGUCCGUUAGGUCCUGUCCUAGCAGAUAUUUUCAUGGCUAACCUCGAAAGAACCAAACUCAAACGAGCGAUUGAUGAAAUGACGUAUUAUUCGAGGUAUGUUGAUGAUACCUUCAUCGUAUGUAAUAAUAAACAACAAGCAAUAAAUCUGCUAGAGUUUUUCAACGAAGCACAUCCGAAUAUCCAUUUCACUAUGGAACAUGAAAAAGAAAACAAGUUCCAUUUUCUCGAUAUCGCGAUGAAAAGAAGAAAAGAUGGUACAGUUCAACGUUCAGUUUAUAAGAAAGACACAUGGAAUGGUAGUUAUCUUAAUUUCAAUAGCUUUUGUCCAAUCAGUUACAAAAAGGCACUGGUCAAAACACUGUUUUACAGAACAGAAAGAAUAUGUACUUCCGAUACACUAGAAGAGGAAGUUAUGAAUGUUAAAAAAUGUUUAAAGAAUAACGGAUACCCACUGAAAUUUAUUGAGAAAUACGGCAAAUGUGAAGAUAAAAAACUGAAAGAAAUUACAGCAAAUAAAAAGCCUAUUUUUAUUAAACUUCAAUUCAAAGGUGACGAUGUCACAGGAUCAAUCAAUAUGAGACUAAAAACUGCACUGACAAGAACCUAUCCUGCAGCGAAAUUGAUUGUCCUGUCCAAAACAACAUGUUCUUUGACACAAUCAAAGGUCGACAGGUAUCCCUUUCAUGUUACCACCAACUGUGUAUACAAAUUUACAUGUACCUGCCAAAGCAGUUACAUUGGUAGAACAGAAAGGAGAGCCUACGUCCGAUUCAAAGAACAUAUUCCGAAAAGUUUAAGAUUGAAUGGAUUGAACUCAUUCAACAGUGCUAUCGCAAGACAUCUCCUUGAUACAGGACAUAAAGCUGAUAUACUGAAGUCCUUCAAGGUGAUUAACAAACAAUCAAACUCGAACCUUUUGAAAUUCGCUGAAGCGUUAGCAAUCAAACGUUUAAAACCAGAUCUAUGUAUACAAAAAGAGACGGUAAUAAAUCUUUCUUUACCCUGGUAACAAUAACCCUCACUCUUUCUAUUAAUUUGCUCCUAUUUAUUUAUUUAUUACGUCAUUAUUGCAACUCUUUCUGAAAUAUAAAUUACAUCAUACAUAACUGAUUGAUUUCAAUUCAUAUUUUCUUUAUUACCAUUAAUCUAUUUUCAUGAGUUCUAAUCACUAUUUCAAUGUUCUGGAACUUUCCCUUUCUAACUUUAUUUAUUUAUUCGAAUCAAACAUUUUAUGAGCUCAUUAACUCUAUCUGAAUCUUUGCUUGCUACAUCAUCAUACAUAUGUAUUGAUCCUUAAUCACACUCUUAUGUAUAAAUAUGUCAAUAUCUGUAAUAAUGUUGAAUUUUAAAUAUUUUAGGUUGUAAGCAGCUGAUGAGAACCUAACGAAAUAAAAUGAAUUCAUAUUAUUCUGCACCAAUCUUUGUUCUUGCUCUAUUUAAAAUGAAUUAACUUCCUUGGUCGAUUUGAUUUGAUCAUCUUUUAUGACUGGAAGUUUUGAUGUUCCAUGUGGAGGUAUCUCUAGGCAGCUGACCCCACUCCAUAGAGUAAUGAGAAGGAUACAUUCUAUUAGAAACACCAUCAGAAUAGCUGUAACGCAACAGCAGAAUUGCGCGCAAUAUUUUGC